GAAGGGGUUGCUAAGCUUCAUCAUGGCUGAUGGCGAGGACGUUUAUGGCUUGAAAGGGGUGCUGGUCAUGUUCCAGAGCUGCCUGAACAGCCAGGAAGAAAUCCUCAUGGACCCCUAUCUAGGAGGCUGGAAAGGGCUCGUCAGGUUCCUAAACACCAUGGGGCCGAUCUUCUCCUUCAUUUCCAAAGACGCGGUGAGCAAAAUCCAGAUCAUGGAGAACUUCCGCAGCAACGAGCAGCGGGAGGACUACGUCACCCUCCAAGCCAUGGUGAACUACGAACUGGGCAACGGGUUGGUGGAUCUGAGGGAGCCUGGCGCCUACCCUGCCUCAGGCUGCCGAACUAUCCUUCGCCUCCACCGGGCCCUGCGCUGGCUGCACCUGUUUUUGGAGGGCCUGAGGACUAGCGGCCCCAGUUCCAAGACAUCGACGCUGUGCACGGAUUCCUACAACGCCUCGCUGGCCAACUACCACCCCUGGAUCGUCCGCAAGGCAGCCACCAUGGCCUUCUACGCCUUGCCCACCCGAGACGCCUUCCUGGAAAACAUGAGAGUGGGCACCACCGAGGAGGCUAUUGAGAUGCUGGGCGAAGCUUUGCCCCACAUCAGCAGGGUCUACGAGAUCACGGAAAGCCUCUACGCAGAGCACAAGCUCCUUGACCUCCCCUGAGGGGGGACCGGAGAUGAUUGGCAGCUCCCCCUGCUGCUACAGCCCCACAGAACCCCUCAAAAAUCACCCCCUGCUCUUAUCAAUCAGGUUUCUUCUUGGAAAGCUCCGAGGCCUUCAAGCCGUCCCCGGUUUGGGUUUCUGGCACUGAAGAUAAAAUGCCUAUUUAUAUGCUGUUUUUCCCAAUCAAUAAGCUCUCUUCCUGCCCUUUUUCCUCUUUCCAAAAGCUUUGAUCCAGAAAUGCAUCCAGUCCCUGAUCGAUCUUUCUCUCUUUCUUUCUUUCUUUCUUUCUUUCUUUCUUUCUUU
Messenger RNA from Pseudonaja textilis, 970 nucleotides. RefSeq names its product ceramide-1-phosphate transfer protein (gene CPTP). Gene Ontology annotation, biological process: ceramide transport; intermembrane lipid transfer. Lineage: Eukaryota; Metazoa; Chordata; Lepidosauria; Squamata; Elapidae. The record is from RefSeq and is a predicted model, not a curated record. Gene Ontology annotation, molecular function: ceramide 1-phosphate binding; ceramide 1-phosphate transfer activity. Gene Ontology annotation, cellular component: cytosol; membrane; cytoplasm.